AUGGCUUUUUAACCCAAAACUGAAGAUCUUUUAAGACUAGGUAUGAAUUCCUAACCUUCUAUGCUUCAAAUGAUGCCUUAGGCUCCAUAAAAUUUUAACAAUUUCUUCAUUAAUCAAGGUAUCUCUCAACCACUUUUAAAUACUGUUGGAUAGGAUAUGUCCUCUAUUUUUACUGGUUCCAACCUUAUUAAUCUUAAUUAAGUAAAUAUUCCUUUAAAUUAGUAAAUUCACUAAACCCAACAAAUCGUUGGAUCUAUUUAGAAUUAGAAUAAUGAUACUAAUUCUCUCCAUCAAUAAUUAUUGCUAUAAUAAGCUUAAGCUCAAUAAAUGCCAUUAUAGACUUCUAACAUGAAUAAUUUAUUGCUAUUACUAUAGUUAUAAUAAUAAACUCAACCUUUCCAAAAUCCUCAACAACAAGUUUAAAAUUCCUAAUAAUAAUAGCUUAUUUAAUAGUAAUAACAAUAAUAAUAACAGUAGCUCUUGUUAAACUAAUAACUACAGUUAGCCUAGCUUUAAUAGAGAUAACAAAACAACCAAGGCUUAUUCCAUAAUUUAAAUUUCAACAAUCAGUCUGCUAACGGCUUAAAGUUCAUCCCUAUUGGAGCAUCUAAUACCUAAAUUGGCUAAUAUGCUUAAGUGAAAGAAGAAGAACUUGAUUUCAAAAAUAAUGAGUCUGAAGAAAUAGACGAAGAAGAAGAUGACGAUGAGGAAGAAUAAAUAACUGCAUAAUAAAGUCCAAAUAAAUUCAUGCCAAACUAAUUUAUGGUUGAUGGAAACCACAAAAUUGAUUUCGGUAUGGAUGCAGAGGCUCGUGCUCGUGCAGCAACAGCUCCAAGCUUUAAUCCCCUCAAUGAUUACAAAAUGGUUAUGAUGUAGACUCCUCUUUCUAAUAAUAAGAGAGAAAACCAGAACAUUUUCACUCCUCUUAACAGCUAAUUAGCUACACAAUAGCUUAUUCAAGCUAAUGUAGGUGCAAUAUAAGCUACACCAGGAGCUAAAUUGCCUGAAUUCUAGCUUAAUCAGUUCUAGCCUGCAAAUAAUCAAAUGAAUGGCCUAUUCUAGCAAAUAAUGAAGAUCAAAACAAACUAAAACACAGCCACCAACAACAAUAACUUAUUUAACAUUAACUCUAUGAACCUAAAUCCUAAUUAUUUAACUAAGGAAUAAGUUAAUGAUUUGAAAAGACAGUUGGGUAUUACAGUUAGAGAUAGAGAAACUCUAGCUCCCUUCCUUGAAUAAUGGAAUUCUAUGCAAGAAACUGAAUAAGUUAUUGCAACUUCAUAUUCCAUUUUAAAAUCAUUCCCAUUUGAAAAGACAGCUGCUUACGAAAACUAAUUCAAGGUGGAGUAUAUGGAAUAGAAUUAAAAAUGUAAUUAUGUCAAUAAAUUCAUUAACAGUAAAGGACUUAUUGUUAAGGACGAAAAGCUUGGUAAAAUCAAGAUAGAAAACAAGAUUUCUCGCUUCCACAAUCUAUCUCGUUUGCUCAUGUACACAAUUCUUACUGCUUUCAACAAGAAUAAUCUCUCGUUGAUGAAUCUCGAUGAAAAGAAGGCAGAGGCUAUUAUAAAAACCAUAUAGCGUCUUAAAUAAUCUGCCCGUAAGAAAACUCCCAAGGGUUUAGUAAAAACUGAUUUCUUCAAUCAUACUCAUUACAAUGUUCUUUUCUUAACUAUUAAUGAAUAAAAUAUCGAGUAAGUGCGUAAAAAUGCUAAAGACGUCAGUACCCAUAUGAAGGUAUUUAAUGUCAACCUUGAGAAGCCCUACGAGGAAAUAUCUGAAGAAAUCCGCUAUAGUAACAUAAUUAAAAAGCUUGCAUACCAUAUUAUGCUUGCUUCAUACAAGAAAUCCAAAGAUGACAAGCACGAUUAGGACUCUUCCAAUAGUUCUAACUCUACUUUCCGUGAGCAAUAUAUUGAUAGAGCCAUGUUAGGUAUUGGAAAACUUAACCAAGGAGUCCUCAUUCAAAGAUUUUGA
Tetrahymena thermophila SB210 is the source of this 1974-nucleotide messenger RNA. RefSeq names its product competence pheromone ComX protein, putative. The transcript has a single exon. NCBI's taxonomy places the organism in Eukaryota, Ciliophora, Oligohymenophorea, Hymenostomatida, Tetrahymenidae. The record is from RefSeq and is a predicted model, not a curated record.